AUGAAUGUGUUAAUGAUCGUACUGAUUAUGCUCUUCGUUUUCUUCCUGGGAUCCCACCUUCCCCCUGCAACAAGGCGGCUGCUCCAUACUAUCCUGCCGGCAACGUUGAUACGCUUCUUCGUGAGUUUCAUUACUGCUCCCCUGUUGACGACGGAGCGGCUCUUCUUGGACAUCGUGAUCGUGAAGCAGAUAUUCCUGGACAUCGGGAUCGGGAUAGAGCUGGCGAUCUUCCUGCACAUCGGGAUACGGGCACGCUUCCUGCCGGUGCGGGUCCUCCUGGGCAUUGCCCUCGUGAAGCGGAUCUCCCUGGACAUCGUGAUUGAUGUCCUCAUCCUGCUGAGGCGGAUCUUCCUGGACAUCGUGAUCAUAAGCGUUCUGGCGAUUUUCCCAUACCUGCUGCGGACCUUGGAGGUCCUGCCGAGCUCCCUGGUGCUGAACGGCCUCCUGAAGGACGUGCUCGUCGUCCCGAAUUGA
Molecule: messenger RNA, 474 nt
Organism: Prorocentrum cordatum
Lineage: Eukaryota; Dinophyceae; Prorocentrales; Prorocentraceae
Source: the annotation of a GenBank genome assembly